AUGGCAAGCAUCAUUUUGGGCUCCCAAUGGGGAGACGAGGGCAAGGGCAAACUGACGGACCACCUCCUCUCGACCGAUGCGUACGACAUCUGCGCCCGUGCCGCCGGCGGCCACAAUGCGGGCCACUCGAUCAAAACGGGAGGCCAGAGCUUCAGUUUUCACCUGUUGCCGUCAGGUCUGGUGAACCCAAAGACGGAUAAUUUGAUCGGAUCGAGCGUGGUGUUCAACCUCGAGGCAUUUUUCAAGGAGCUGUCAGAGCUCGAGGCCAAGGGCGUGCCCAACGUGCACGAGCGCAUCCACGUCAGCUCGCGGUGCCACCUCAACUUUGCUCUGCACGCCGCCGUCGACGGCUUGUCAGAGGUGCAGCUGGGCAAUGCGAUGAUCGGCACGACCAAGCGCGGCAUCGGCCCGUCCUACAGUACCAAGGCGUCGCGCGACGGCCUGCGCGUCAUCGACCUCUACAGCGAUUCGUUUGAGCGCAAGCUGCGCAAGCUGGCCGGCGAGUACCGCCAACGCUACGGCGACCUGCUGCAGUACGACGUCGAGGCCGAGCUGCGCCUCUACGCCGAGUCCAAAGACCGGCUGCGGCCCUACAUUGUCGACGCCGUCGAGUACAUGCGCAACGCCCAGGAGACCCAUAAGAAGGUCCUUGUCGAAGGCUCGCAGGCCCUGAUGCUCGAUAUUGACUACGGCACGUAUCCCUACGUGACAUCGUCCAACACCGGCCUCGGUGGCUGUAUCCAGGGCCUCACGCUCAACCCCACCUUUAUCAAAGACGUGAUUGCUGUCACGAAGGCUUACACAACACGAGUUGGCGGCGGUCCGUUCCCGACGGAGCAGCUGAACGAGGUUGGCACUAAGCUUCAGGACAUCGGUGGCGAGAUUGGUGUCUCGACUGGUCGCCGGAGACGAUGCGGCUGGCUGGACCUUGUGGUUCUCAAGUAUUCGACUGCGGUGAACCACUACACCAUGAUUAACCUGACUAAGUUGGAUGUGCUGGACACAUUCCCGAUCAUCCGCGUGGCCACGGCCUACAUCACGCCCGAGGGCGAGAAGGUCACGACCUUCCCUGCCGACCUCAACGAGCUGGAAAAGUACACGGUCGAGUACGUCGACUUUGAAGGCUGGCAGACGUCGACAAAAGGCCUGCGGUCGUGGGACGAGCUCCCAUCGAAGGCAAAGAAGUAUAUUGCGCUGAUCGAGUCGUUUAUCGGCGUCAAGGUGGUCUAUGUGGGAACAGGGCAGGACCGCGAAGACAUGAUCAUCCGGUCAUGA
Grosmannia clavigera kw1407 is the source of this 1275-nucleotide messenger RNA. RefSeq names its product adenylosuccinate synthetase. The transcript has 13 exons. Gene Ontology annotation, cellular component: cytoplasm. Bases 1 to 1275 code for a protein of 424 amino acids. Gene Ontology annotation, biological process: IMP metabolic process; 'de novo' AMP biosynthetic process. Gene Ontology annotation, molecular function: adenylosuccinate synthase activity; GTP binding. NCBI's taxonomy places the organism in Eukaryota, Fungi, Ascomycota, Sordariomycetes, Ophiostomatales, Ophiostomataceae. The record is from RefSeq and is a predicted model, not a curated record.